This is a messenger RNA of Ictalurus furcatus (blue catfish), 1723 nucleotides long. RefSeq names its product dynein regulatory complex subunit 2. The record is from RefSeq and is a predicted model, not a curated record. The coding region runs from base 220 to 1689 and encodes 489 amino acids. Gene Ontology annotation, biological process: axonemal dynein complex assembly; regulation of cilium movement; cilium-dependent cell motility. NCBI's taxonomy places the organism in Eukaryota, Metazoa, Chordata, Actinopteri, Siluriformes, Ictaluridae. Gene Ontology annotation, cellular component: axonemal dynein complex; axoneme. The transcript has 8 exons.
UCUUUACUGCACUGGGAGUUGUAGUCGUCGGCCGUAUUAGUAGUUUGCGGUGCAUUCUGUGAAAUAUAUUCGCUAGUCGUGACGUAACUGGCACAAUGGAAUUCGAAAAGCAUUUAGAAUUCGGAAUAUCCCAAAACCUUUAUAAAGCCAACAUAAGCAGAGACCUUCAGUAUUUCUAGAGAAAUAGAGUGAUUGUAUUUCCACAGGAAUAAAGCAAUUAUGCCGAAGAAAGGAGGGAAGAAGGGAGGAGGCGGAAAGCAGAUGACGGAGGAGGAGAGACUGGUGUUCAUGCAGAAGAAUGCUGAGGCUGAAGAAGCCAAUGCCAAACUUAAAGAAGAUCAGCGCACACAGACCCUUAUGGUGUGUGUGUGUGUGUGUGUGUGUGACAAACUGCAGAAGGAAGAGCAGAACAGCAAAGUUAACCUGAAGAAGUUGAACCAGCAGUGGCGUUCGAACCUGCUCCAGGCUCGAGCGGCAGAGCUGCGUGAAGAUUUCGCAAUACUCAGGCAAACUUUCGAGAGAGUUGUGGACUGCAAGGACAAUGCCAUUAAAUUACUGGUGGAUGACCUGAGUGAAGCGGAGCAGCAGUCAGCAGUGUCUCACAGGGCUCAUCUCCAGUGUGUGGAUCAUCUGCUGGAGGUACAGAAAAGCCGACUGGCAGCACUAGACUCACACUGGAACACCAGUCUUGAGGAAGUCAGCACCGAGUACAGCAGAGAGAGGGAACGACUUUUGAAGCAGCAUCAGCAGGAGACUGAGUACCUGGAAGCAGCCACCGUUGCCUUGGAGCAACACUAUGAUGAAAUAUCCAGCGUGGCCAGACAGGACGAACAGUUUACUCGUAAUGACGUCAAAACCUUGCCUGCAGGGGGAAGCACAGCGAAGGAGAUGUGGCAGAGAUACCAACAAGAACUGCAGAAGUACACGGAAGCUACAGAGGAGCAAAAGGAAAAAGCUGCAGAUUUGCACUGUGCCUUCCAGAAAACAAAGCUGGACGGGAAGCACCUGCAGAAAUUGCAGGAAACCAUCAAUGCUCUGCGUUCUGAUCUGAGCUCCACUCAGCAGGAGAACGAGGCAUUGGCACGUUGCCUUCGGACAGAAUGUGAGGAAGUUACUGAAAAAGUCCAACAGCUCAGAGCUAAGCUCUGCUCUGCCCAGGAAGCUGAAAGAACACGGCUAGUUAAUCAGAUUAAGUGCAGCGAUAACGCAUGUAAAAAACUACAGGAUAUUAUGGGAAAGGGAGAGAGGUUGUUAAGUCUGGCUGAUAUAUGUCGCAAGCUUGAAACAGAGCAGGAGAAGGUGCUUCCCUUUUACACAUCAUCUGUAAAUGCUGAGGAACUGAGUCAGGAGAAAGCGCAUGCUAUGGAGGCGAUGUCUGAAGAGCUUGGACAGAAAAUGAUGGACUAUACGGAUCUAGAAAAGUUCUGGCAACGUUACAACAAAGUUCUACUGGAACGUUUGUGUUUAGAACGGGAGAAGAAGGUUCUAGGAGAGGAGAACCAGCAGCUGAGGAUUCUUCUCAAGCAAUACCUGGAUGGAAUCUCUGUUAGUGACGAGAUCCUACAGCAGCAGAACGCGCUGCUCAUGGUGUCCUGCUCGUCACUCCAUGCCUCUCCAGCUUCAGAAACCCAAGCACACCCACGCAGGACAGUCAUAGAGGCAGCUCAUGUGGUGCAGCACAUACUGUAGAGAAGAUAUAAAAAUAAAAGCAAAUAUAAAACCA